AUGGGCUGUGUGGGUUCCAAGCCCGAGGAGUCACCGGCGGUGGCGCUCUGCAGGCAGAGAUGCACCUUCCUCGACGAAGCGAUCCACCAACGCUACGCUCUUGCGGAAGCUCAUUUAGCUUAUUGUCACUCUCUCAAGAACGUCGGUGUUUCGCUCCAUCGUUUCUUUGAUAUCCACUCCUCCGCCGCCGUGCACGGUCACGGUGGUGAUACUCCUCCGUCUCCGGUGCUUAACCUUCCUCCUCAAAGGAAGGGAGAGUCUUCCAAGCCGCCCGUUACUGCGCCUGUUCAUCAUCAUCAGCAUCAUGAUCAUUCGCAUUCAAAAUUCUGGCUCAUCUCACCUUCACUUUCACUCUGA
Lactuca saligna is the source of this 357-nucleotide messenger RNA. Lineage: Eukaryota; Viridiplantae; Streptophyta; Magnoliopsida; Asterales; Asteraceae. The record is from the annotation of a GenBank genome assembly.